AUGAGGGUCCCCGCGCUGCCGGUGGAGCUGCUGCACUACAUCGCCGUGGAGGCGGACCACGAUGCGCUGCUGACUCUGGCAUGCACCAGCCAGGCGUUCCACGCCGUCGGCCAGCGCCUCAUCUACCGCGACAUCCGGCUGCGCUCGCCGCGCGAAAUCGUGCGCUGCUUCGACGUCCUGCGGCGGCGGCCGGAGCGGGCGCGGGCUAUUCGGAGGCUCUACAUCCGUGGACUGGACGGGAGUGUCAGACGGAGACUCCUCGGCGCUUUUUCUCGCCUUAUCAUUGCGGGCCUCAGGCAUGCGAUUCACAUCAAAGAGAUAUAUGUGCCCAGUCGCGAGCAUAGCGGACCCUCCUUUUCUGCACCCCACCUCGUCGAACUCCACCUCAGUUGGCAUUCCGAUGAUGUGCAACUCCCGCUCCUUCCCGCCUUGGAAUGUCUCACCGCGCCCUCCCGCACUGUGACGAUGCUUCGGCCGAACAGCCUUCCGUCGCUCCAGCACGUGUCAAUCGACUGGAUCCCCGGAGAGGGGCUCUGCACGGCGGCGCUGCUCGCACUACAGAAAGUGGGCAGCCUCCCGAAGUCGCUGACCAACGCUUUGCGGGCCGUGGAUGCGGGCUUGUUCCCCGCCAUUGCCAAGCACGCGUGGUACAUCGAGGAGUUGGUGUUCCUUCUCGACGACUACGACUUCGAGGAGUGGGAAGACCAAAAUGCCUUCGAAGCGACCGUCGUGGAGGCCCUUCCGGCGUUGCACCACCUGGUCUCGCUCAAGCUCCUCCCUCCGCAUGUGGAGUACAAUCCCGAUCUGGAAGUCGACGAGGACAAGGCGAACGACUUCGUGGACGAGUUUGCCCGCGUUUGCUACUACGGCGACCUGGUGCCGACGCUCAGCACGUGCAUCCUCAACGGCAACUCGUACGCGCCGGAAUGGACACGCCGGCCCCGGAUCGUCCGGCCACCGCCCCGGUUCCCGCUGCCCGAGCGAACGCCCGUGGUCACGGGAGCGAAGCUCGAGCCGGCGACGGCCCAGGACGCGUGGCUCCCGCUGCUGCGGCGCCACCGGGUGAUGACGACCGAGAUCGGGCUCGAGGAGCUCCUGCAUCUCGGCUGGCUCUACAACCACAUCCGCCUCCUGAACGAGGACCCCACGGCCCCGGACGCGCCGGUGAUCAGCGCAGACUUCCGGCGGCCGAAUGCGCCGGUGUACCUGCGGCGCUGGCGCGAGAUGUGCCGCGCGGCGGUCGGGCGGGGGGGAGACGUGGGUGUGGCAGGCGCAGCGGAUGGUGGAUGA
This is a messenger RNA of Mycena indigotica, 1290 nucleotides long. RefSeq lists its product as uncharacterized. The transcript has 4 exons. NCBI's taxonomy places the organism in Eukaryota, Fungi, Basidiomycota, Agaricomycetes, Agaricales, Mycenaceae. The record is from RefSeq and is a predicted model, not a curated record. Bases 1 to 1290 code for a protein of 429 amino acids.